UGACUUAAGAGUUGCAGAAAUAUCAAGUGAAACAAAAAAAACAAACCAGAAAGAUAAAUGGCUAUAAGUUUUAGAACUCUAGCUCUUUUGACCCUCUCGGUGUUACUAAUUUCCUUAUCUAUCGGCGUCGUCACGGCAACAGAGUCGCAUCGGAAUGAAGCGGAGGUGCGUACGAUGUACGACCAAUGGCUUGUAGAGAAUGGGAAGAACUAUAAUGGUCUUGGAGAGAAGGAGAGACGGUUCAAGAUCUUCAAAGACAACUUGAAACACAUCGAAGAACACAAUUCAGAUCCGAACCGGAGUUACGAACGCGGGUUGAACCAGUUUUCGGAUCUAACGGUCGAUGAGUUUCAAGCUAGUUACUUGGGUGGGAAGCUAGAAAAGAAAAGCCUAUCGGAUGUAGCGGAGAGGUAUCAGUACAAAGAAGGAGAUAUUUUGCCUGAUGAAGUAGAUUGGAGGGAGAGAGGAGCAGUUGUUCCAAGAGUCAAAAGACAAGGAGAUUGUGGAAGUUGUUGGGCGUUUGCGGCGACUGGAGCAGUGGAAGGUAUAAACCAAAUCACAACCGGAGAAUUAUUAUCUUUAUCAGAACAAGAACUCAUUGACUGCGAUAGAGGGAAAGACAACUUUGGAUGUGCUGGAGGUGGAGCAGUAUGGGCCUUUGAGUUCAUUAAAGAAAACGGUGGUAUAGUAACCGAUGAAGAUUACGGUUAUACUGGCGAUGAUACUGCCGCGUGCAAGGCCAUUGAGAUGAAAACCACUCGGGUUGUUACCAUUAAUGGUCAUGAGGUUGUUCCUAUAAAUGAUGAGAUGUCUUUGAAGAAAGCUGUUUCUUAUCAACCUAUUAGUGUUAUGAUAUCAGCCGCAAACAUGAGUGACUACAAAUCUGGUGUAUAUAAAGGACCAUGUAGUAAUUUGUGGGGAGACCAUAAUGUGCUAAUUGUGGGAUAUGGAACAUCAUCAGAUGAAGGAGACUACUGGCUUAUUCGUAAUUCUUGGGGACCAGGGUGGGGAGAAGGCGGAUACCUUAGGCUCCAACGUAACUUCCAAGAACCAACCGGGAAAUGUGCAGUCGCAGUAGCACCUUUGAUUAGUUUGGCCUUGCUUUGAUAUAUACUUGGUGUUCAAGCUCUAUUCACAAGCCGGGUGAGCGUUGUGAUC
Arabidopsis arenosa is the source of this 1158-nucleotide messenger RNA. The record is from the annotation of a GenBank genome assembly. Lineage: Eukaryota; Viridiplantae; Streptophyta; Magnoliopsida; Brassicales; Brassicaceae.